Messenger RNA from Erythranthe guttata (spotted monkey flower), 2229 nucleotides. The record is from RefSeq and is a predicted model, not a curated record. NCBI's taxonomy places the organism in Eukaryota, Viridiplantae, Streptophyta, Magnoliopsida, Lamiales, Phrymaceae.
AUUUCUUGGGAAGCGGAAAGAUGGUGGUUUCAGCUCAAUACUGCGGUGGCCGCGGAAACCCGAGCUGAUUUUCAUCAAAGAAAGAACACCCAUAUCAAAAAAUUUGAAAUCUGAGAAAAAAAAAAUGGAUGGGCAUUCACUUCCGCCGCCGUUCCACACCAGAGAUUUCAAUUUGCAGCACCAGUUCCACCACCACCACCAGACCCACAACUCGGAGGACGAGCAAAGCGAGACCAGCAACAUGGGCGGCGGCGGCCAGAAGCGCAACCGCGACGAGGUCGGCAGGAGCGACUUCGACGGCGGCAACGACGGGAGCCCCGCCGGGGGCGGCGGCGGCGGAGGCUCCGGGGAAGGAGGAGGAGGAGAUAUGUCCGGCAACAGGAGGCCGAGGGGCCGCCCGGCCGGCUCGAAGAACAAGCCGAAGCCGCCAAUCAUCAUCACCCGGGACAGCGCAAACGCCCUGAGGACACACGUGAUGGAAGUCUCCGACGGCUGCGACAUCAUGGACAGCGUCGCCAGCUUCGCCCGCCGCCGCCAGCGCGGCGUCUGCGUCAUGAGCGGCACCGGGAAUGUGACGAACGUAACGCUCCGACAACCGGCCGCCCCGGGUGCGGUCAUGACCCUACACGGCAGGUUCGAGAUCUUGUCUCUCGCGGGUUCCUUCCUCCCGCCACCGGCUCCUCCGGCGGCCACCGGGCUGACCAUAUACUUAGCCGGCGGGCAGGGGCAGGUUCUCGGGGGCAGCGUGGUCGGGCAGCUCCUAGCAUCUGGACCGGUUAUUAUAAUGGCGGCCUCAUUCAGCAACGCCGCGUACGAAAGAUUGCCAUUAGAAGAAGAUGAAAACGCCGCCAUUAAUAAUAAUAAUAAUCAAGUUCCGGGAAGUUCUUCCCUCGGAUCGCCGCCCGGCGGUUUGGGCGGCAGUGGGCAGCCACCGCAAAACCACCAGCAGCAAGUUCUGGCUGACCCUUCUUUGUUUCAAGGAAUGCCGCCCAAUCUUUUUAACUCGAUCCAAAUGCCGAACGAGGCCUUUUGGGCAACGGGAAGGCCCCCGUUUUAGCUUCGAGUUAAUAUAUACCGAUCGAAAAUUAAGGGGUAAUUUUUAUCUGCUUAAUUAAGUGAUUGUCAAGAAUUCGCAAAUGCUAGCUCAUGAAACUUAAUAGAAUUAGAUCAUGAAUAUUUCUUGUUGUUGUUUAAUUUCGCCUAGCUACGAGUAGCAAACGAGGAUCAUUCACUCGUUUUUCUAUUGCUAUGAGUUUCAUGUUGAGUUAGGUUUCUUUGUUUUCGAUUUCUUGUGUUUUUCGUCUCGUCGAUUGUUCGAAUUUGAUGAGGCCGGUGUUGAUCAAGCCUUCAUUACAAGACUUUCACUCAUGUAAACUUUUUUAUCUUGAUGAAUUGAAUAUCGAGCUUGAUGAACUAUUUUUUUUGCAUUUGCAACACUACUAAUUAUAAUUAUGUGGGAAUUAAUUAGCAAUACAUAUGAUCUAUGCAUAUGAUCGUACUAACAUUUCGAUUAAAUUGGAUCGUGCUUUACGCCUUCGGUAAUCAUGUAAGACGGAGCUAGGGUUAAGCCGAUUACUUAUACCAUAACAUAUUAGAAUCGCAAUAAUCACUUAAAAAAAGAUUCUUACUCUUUAUGUUUCAAAUUAUAAUAUCUGUCACUUUAGAGUUUCGUGAUGUAUUGAAUACAUUUUUCUUAAUUUUGCCCUAUGCUCGUAAUUAAUGAAGAGAGAAUCAAUCGAAAGAGAAACAAUAAGAAUGGUGAUCUUUAUAUCAUUAAAUGCAUUCGCUCUAAAAUUCAUGCACAUUUAUUUUCUCAUCCUUGUCUUUUUAAAUGCCUAUUUAGUUAAUUUUUUUUUUCUCAUAUUAAGUGUCGCUUUAGAAUUUCAAUAACAAUUUAACCCAUCAUUAAAGUAGAUUAAUGAAGUAAUAAAGAGAAUUUGGCCGAAAAACACAAAGGGUAGUUUUGUCAAAGUAAGAGUUUUUUUUCCUUCGGAAAUCAAAACUAUUUAAUAACUUUCUUAACUGAUGUGCAUUAACCUUAAACGACACUUCAAAAAAACCUUAAAAGCGAGUAGAAGAAAUAAUGAAAUGGGAGGGAACAAAGUUCAUAGUAAUCAGUGAGAAUCUGAGAUUAGUGUAAUGUGAGUAACAUGCAUAGAGAGAGAGAGAGAGAGAGAGAGAGAGAGAGAGAGAGAGAGAGAGAGAGAGAGAGAGAGAGAGAGAGAGAGA